Nasonia vitripennis (jewel wasp) is the source of this 708-nucleotide messenger RNA. Its product is annotated as oocyte zinc finger protein XlCOF26-like. The record is from RefSeq and is a predicted model, not a curated record. Bases 105 to 323 code for a protein of 72 amino acids. The transcript has 2 exons. NCBI's taxonomy places the organism in Eukaryota, Metazoa, Arthropoda, Insecta, Hymenoptera, Pteromalidae.
AGCAUUCCAUUUCACAAAUAUUAUCCAAAUUACUUGCGACGAUGAAGUUACCAGCUCGAUACCACAGGUGUAUCAGGUGUAAAUACAAUCAUCAUUAAUAAAUCAUGAUCCACGGUAGUUGUGAACAGUGCUCUAUGAAUUUCGUUUGCUCUCGUUGUAAAAAGUCUUACAAAUCAAAAGGUGCCCUGAUCCAUCAUCAACGAAACGAAUGCGGUGUAGAGAGACGAUUUUGUUGCAAUUUAUGCGGCAACAGAUUCAAGCACAAGCAUCAUCUACAACAGCACUUGACUCGAAUUCAUCAGUGCUCUCUAGUAUCCAAGUGAAGAUUAACAUUCACGUUUGUCUCUAUUCAUCAGUGCUCUCUAGUAUCCAAGUGAAGAUUAACAUUCACGUUUGUCUCAAAAUGUCGCCAUAAUUUUUAUUCGUUUUUUUUGUUUGGAAACAUAAAUAGGUAUUAUAAUCAUUUAUCAUAAAAUUAUAUGUUAUAGGCAAUUUUCUAGCUUUAUAACGAUUACAAUGAGAUGAAUGUAUUUUUAUUUUAAGUUCUUUCUAUAUAUGUGAUAUUAAAAAUCUUUGGCUGGCAUUAACAUUUGAAAUAGUAUGAUCACAAGAAUAAAUCGCACGAUUAUCCUGCAAAACUUCAAAACUAUUCAAACCUAUGCUACCUAUAAUAAAAAUUCAUUUCCAAUAAAUUUUUUCUCAUAAAUA